Messenger RNA from Eubalaena glacialis (North Atlantic right whale), 2380 nucleotides. It is a transcript of the gene SLC43A1, whose product is annotated as solute carrier family 43 member 1. The transcript is spliced from 14 exons. Gene Ontology annotation, biological process: neutral amino acid transport; transmembrane transport. NCBI's taxonomy places the organism in Eukaryota, Metazoa, Chordata, Mammalia, Artiodactyla, Balaenidae. The record is from RefSeq and is a predicted model, not a curated record. Gene Ontology annotation, molecular function: L-amino acid transmembrane transporter activity; neutral L-amino acid transmembrane transporter activity. Bases 82 to 1818 code for a protein of 578 amino acids.
CCCACUGGGAAGCCCAGGGCUCUAUGGGGCCUCCAUGAAGGCCCCCCUUGCGGGCUGGCUCGAGGGGUCUCGGGAGCCACCAUGAUACAGGAUGCUCCUCUGGGUCCUCUGGGCCCUUCGCUCAGUGCUCUGCUCCUGGGCAGGCUCGCGACCAGUAUGGCCCCCACGCUGGAGGAGGCGUACCGGAGGCGCUGGUGGAUGGCAUGCACGGCCGUGCUGGAGAACCUCUUCUUUUCCGCGGUGCUCCUGGGCUGGAGCUCCCUGCUGAUCAUGCUCAAGAACGAGGGCUUCUAUUCCAGCAUGUGCUCAUCAGCUGAGAACACCACCAACACCAGCCAGGAUGAGCAGCCCCAGUGGCUGAGCUGUAACCAGCAGGAAGAGAUGCUCAACCUGGGCUUCACCAUCGGCUCCUUCGUGCUCAGUGCCACCACUCUGCCGCUGGGGAUCCUCAUGGACCGCUUUGGGCCCCGACCCGUGCGGCUGAUUGGCAGCGCCUGCUUCGCCGCAUCCUGCACCCUCAUGGCCCUGGCCUCUUGGGACACCAAAGUUCUGUCUCCGUUGAUAUUCCUGGCGCUGUCCCUGAAUGGUUUUGGUGGCAUCUGCCUAACAUUCUCUUCACUCACACUACCCAACAUGUUUGGGAACCUGCGCUCCACUUUCAUGGCCCUCAUGAUCGGCUCCUAUGCCUCUUCUGCCAUCACGUACCCGGGAAUCAAGCUGAUCUAUGAUGCCGGCGUGUCCUUCAUGAUCAUCAUGUUCACCUGGUCAAGCCUGGCCUGCCUCAUCUUUCUGAACUGUGCCUUCAACUGGCCGAGUGAAGCCUUUCCCUCGCCGGAGGAAGUCAACUACAAGGAGAAGAUCAAGCUCAGAGGGCUGGCCCUGGAUCACAAGGUGACAGGUGACCGCUUCUACACCUAUGUGACCACCGUGGGCCAGCGGCUGAGCCAGAAGGCUCCCAGCCUGGAGGAGGGGGCAGACAUCUUCAUCUCGUCCCAGGACGUUCGUGACACCUCAGAAAAGUCUGCUGAGAAGUCUGUGCCCUUGCGCAAGAGCCUCUGCUCCCCCAUUUUCCUGUGGAGCCUCCUCACCAUGGGCAUGACCCAGCUGCGGAUCAUCUUCUACAUGGCCGCUAUGAACAAGAUGCUGGAGUACAUCGUGUCUGGUGGCCAGGAGCAUGAGACGGACGACCUGAAACAAAGGGUGACAGAGACAGUUGAGUUCUACUCGUCCGUCUUUGGGGCCAUGCAGCUGUCGUGCCUUCUCACCUGCCCCCUCAUUGGCUACGUCAUGGACUGGCGAAUCAAGGACUGCGUGGACACCCCCACCGCUAGGGACGGGGUGGCCACCAAGUCCGUCAGACCACGCUACCGCAAGAUCCAAAAGCUCACCAAUGCCAUCAACGCCUUCACUCUGACCAACCUUCUGCUCGUGGGUUUCGGCAUCACCUGCCUCAUCAACAACUUACACCUCCAGUUUUUGACCUUUGUCCUGCACACCAUGGUCCGAGGCUUCUACCACUCGGCCUGUGGAGGCCUCUACGCAGCAGUGUACCCGUCCAACCACUUCGGGACACUGACGGGCCUGCAGUCCCUCAUCAGUGCUGUGUUCGCCCUGCUCCAGCAGCCGCUUUUCAUGGCCAUGGUGGGACCCUUGAAAGGAGAGCCCUUCUGGGUGAAUCUGGGCCUCCUGCUGUUCUCACUCCUGGGAUUCCUGCUACCUUGCUACCUCUUCUACUAUCGCACCCGGCUCCAGAGGGAGUACAUCACCCACUGGGAGGGCCCCCUGAAGGUGCUUGGCAGCCCUGAGGUGACUGCCUAGGCCUCUGAGGGGCCUGGGUGACAGGUAGUCAAGGCCUGAGCAGCCAAAGGGAAUGCCUCGUGGCUUUUCUACCUGUAACCUCCGCACAGAGCCAGGCGCCGGGGAUUUAUAAAUACCAAGAGAAGUUCUAUUUUUGUAGGGACUUGUUAAAAAGGAAAAAAAAAAAAAAAAUCCCCAAAGCAGUGCUCCAUUGACUGAAGAUGUCCCCCGUGCUAGGACUGGACCUUCUUGCUCCUGGGAUUGGAGGAGACCAGGGUGCAGCCCUGCCCUUUCUCUGGGCCUAGGGGUCUGCCUGCUGCUGCCUCCUGGGGGCUUGUGGGAUCAGUGAACAGGCGACCCCUGGGAUCUCAGCCGUGCGGUGUCCGGAGUGUGCAGGCGUGUGUGUGUGCAUGUGGGUAUGAAAGUCCCUGCCCCUCAGAGGAAAGGGGCCUGAGGUGCUGGCUACGUCCUGAAUGCUGCCACGUGGGCGGUAAGCCCCUUCCUGAGGCUGGAGGCUGGGUUCCCUCCCUGCUGCUGCUGCUGCUUGCAGAUCUUAGAGGAAAUAAAAAGGGAAGGGAGAGAC